Pomacea canaliculata is the source of this 833-nucleotide messenger RNA. RefSeq lists its product as uncharacterized. The transcript has 6 exons. NCBI's taxonomy places the organism in Eukaryota, Metazoa, Mollusca, Gastropoda, Architaenioglossa, Ampullariidae. The record is from RefSeq and is a predicted model, not a curated record. Bases 160 to 663 code for a protein of 167 amino acids. Gene Ontology annotation, molecular function: calcium ion binding.
CAGAUGACUGGAUUUCGAAACAAGCGCAUGUUCUACACAAAGGUUUUUUUUUCGACCUCACCCCGUCCGCCAUUGUCUUCAGUUUUGUGACCGAGUCGACAUCUUGCGAGCAUUCUUGGGACUGACCGGGUGCUACCUAGCUCAGACAAAGAUUUAGCGAUGUUUUCCUACAUUGUUUUCGCAGGGUUGUUGUGCACCGCCUUGGCUCAGCUUCACUCCACGUGCCACACUAAUGCUCAGGAGUUAAAGGAGGAAGAAGUCGUUGCCCUGGUAGCCGAUAUUGUAGACCGCAACCAAGACAAUGUCAUCACAACCGCAGAAGUUGUCAUCGGCUUUGGUGACAUUCUGGGAUAUCAGUUCUCAAUGGCAGAGUCGUUGAUGUUGUCGUUCAGUACACAGCAGUUGCUGGCCCUGGCAGCUCAGGUGGGAAUCCUGAUUGACCGAGAACACUUCGUCCAGAAAUGGACUGAACGCUUCGGCGACUCUGCGGCCUUUGCCAGAGCAACCUUUGAUGCUUACGAUGAAAACAAGGACGGGCAGCUCAGUGCCCUGGAGCUGGAACACAUCCUGAAACACGUGUACCACGUGUCAGAUAACGGGGACGGCAUCCUGACUGCCAGGGAGUUCAGGGAGUACCUCCUUUACGUCUACAAGGCUUGUUGAUCUCUGGAAGAGAAAUGCUUUUCAAGCAAAGGACUGGACGAGGUUUAAAACAAGGUCAACAUUUGACAAGAAGAUUCCAAUGAUGAUGGGUUUAAGUACAGCAGCACUGUAUCCAUCAGGAACAAAAAAGAAAUUUGUUAAUUAUCUAAAUACACAUCUAAAUGAAUAUU